Molecule: messenger RNA, 1632 nt
Organism: Symbiodinium natans
Lineage: Eukaryota; Dinophyceae; Suessiales; Symbiodiniaceae
Source: the annotation of a GenBank genome assembly
AUGCGAGAGCUUUGUCGGGCUCCCAGCCCACAACUGGAACUUGAGCCUGAAAACUCGCCCAUGGCAGCUGCUUGGAGCCGCUGGCGCAGGAGGCGACCAUGGUCCAGAAUUGACACGAUGCUCUGCUUUGUGCUAGGCCUGGGCUUGGCCUCCGCGUUUCUUGGCGAAACUGCUGCAGCCAAAGAUGCUGCAAAGCUGCGGAGACCAAGCUCUCCAAGCUCUCGAAGCUCUCGAAGCUCUUGGUCCUUGGGGGCCGAGGGUGCAAACAGCGGCUCGGGACCCGGGCUUGCCCUCUCGGUUCUCAUCGCCGGUGCAGGGCCCUCAGGGCUGUUGCUGGCGCACCGGCUGCUGGCGGCUGGGGCAUCGGUGCGCCUCGUCGAAGGUCGACGAGACCCGCGGACAGACGAGUCCUUGGAGGGCCGAGCUUACGCCUUGGGCCUGGGCAUCCGGGGCCGCACUGCCAUCCGGACAGCUGGAGAGAAGCUCUGGGCAUCCAUUAAGCCAAGUGGCUUUGGCAGUGAGCGGUUCAAGCUGCACCUCUCCCCAACCUUCGCCAUCGACCUUCGCACGCCGGAAGACAACAAUGGGCUAGAGCCCAGCCUUCUGAUCUACCAGUCUGAUCUUUGCUCUGCAAUGCUGGAUGAGCUGGAGGCUUGCUUCUCGGGAACAGGGAGGCUGCAGAUAUCUUUCAGCACGCUCUUGAAGUCUGCAGACCCUGUCGCAGGUUCGGCAGUACUGCAGUCCGGGGACAAGGUCGAGGAGUUGGCCCCAGUGGACGUGAUUGCAGGUUGUGACGGUGUGAAUUCAGCAGUCCGAGCCAGCAUCGACAGUGCCUGUCCUGGCUUCAAGGUCGAGCAGACGCAGCUGCCGGGCAGUCUGAAGGUGCUGCGAUUUCCACAGAUGCCCGAGAAGUUGGAUCCGACUGCCGUGCAUGCCAUCCCGGGCAAGGGCGGGACCUCUGCGUUCGUGGAGCCCACAGCACGCGGAGGCUGUGCCCUCAUCAACUGGCGAGAGGCCAAAGAGGAGAAAGAGAAGAUGGAACCGAGCCUCGGAGACCUCGCUGACCCUGAAGAGGCACAGAAGACAUUGGCAGCUUAUUUCCCUCUCAUCGGGGAUGCCAUGGAUGAAGAGUCUGGCAAGCAGUUCGUGUCACAGAAGGCCUCGCGGGCCUCAACGGUCAAGUGCAACACCUACUCGUUCGGGAGGGCCGUGCUCUUGGGCGAUGCCGCCCACUCCACAGGGGGUGCCAGCGGACAGGGCUGCAAUUCUGCCUUGCAGGAUGCGGUCGUCUUGGCAGAAGUUCUACAGAAAGAAGUUGCCGAUGCCGGUCGCAGCGUACCGGAGGCUCUAGUCCUCUACUCCAAGAAGCAGGUACCGGAGGGGCAUGCCCUGCUGGACCUGUCAUUGGGCCCCGGAGAGGCGGCUGGGCCGUUGCGGCGUGCCCUCUACGGGGCUGCCUCUUUUGCAGGGACGCUUUUGAGCAAGCUGGGGCUGGCGGAGCCCCCGCUGCAGACACUGCUGACCACGUGUUUGACCUCCUUCUCAGAAAUCCGUCGAGAUCGGGACCUGUACUUUGGAGUCUUCCCGACACAGCAGGAGUUUGAGACGGAGAUUGAGAAGAACAGUUUGUGA